This is a messenger RNA of Stomoxys calcitrans (stable fly), 1604 nucleotides long. Its product is annotated as trichohyalin. NCBI's taxonomy places the organism in Eukaryota, Metazoa, Arthropoda, Insecta, Diptera, Muscidae. Bases 137 to 1480 code for a protein of 447 amino acids. Gene Ontology annotation, biological process: cilium organization. The transcript has 2 exons. Gene Ontology annotation, cellular component: motile cilium. The record is from RefSeq and is a predicted model, not a curated record.
AAAGUCGAAUUAAUUAUUAUUAACCCUUAUCCAAGGCCUUAUAACGCCUUGCCCUUAUCGUUAUUAGAUCCCUAUUGUGUUGUCCCGGGUAACACAAAAUUAUAUAUAUUUUUGAAUUAAUAAUAUUAUUUUAGCCAUGUCCUUCGAGUGUGUAACUAAAAGUGAUGGUCGCCAUAAAGGAGUUGGAAAUUCUGAGAAUUACUUUCAAAAGUACAUUCUCGAUGAAGAAAGGCGCCUGAAAACAAAUGAAACACGGCAGCAAAAAGUACCGAAUCCGAACCAUUCAUCGAUUCCAUUGGAUGUUGACAUAUGCAAUGAACUAAGGGAGUAUAAAAACCAGGACAUAUUGGAACAGAAACGUAGACAAAAAUUGCGUUGUGAAAGCCAUGAACUGCGUUUGCUUCAAAAUCAACUGCAGGUUGCUUUUGUUUCCAGAGAGUUGGCAGAACAACGAGCAGAACAAGAAAAACGGAAACAAUUGGAAAUCCAAAGAAAACGUGAGGAAGACGACAACUGGCUAGCUGAAUGUGAAAAAUCUAAAAGGAUUAUCCUACAACAGGAGGAAAAGGAACGACAAAAGAAGAACAAAGUUCGGGAAAUUUUACAAGAACAGAUGAGAGAAAUGCAACAAAAACGCAAGAAUGAGUUUGAAUCUGUUAUAAAAGAUCGCGAAGAUAUGGAAAAGACCCUUAAACAUAUACAGGCCGAGGAAAAAGCGGAAAAAGAUUUAAGUCAACGUUUUAGGGAUCUGUGUAGAAAGGAAAUGGAGGAAUGUGUGCGCAGUAGAGAAAUUCAAAGACAAUUGGAGAAAGAGCAAAACUUGGACGACACUGAGAAACUCAUGGCAUAUCAAAUGGAAAGAGACGAAAUGAAGAGCCGAAUGGAAGCACAAAAAAGACAAAUCAUUGCAGAAAAAAUGGCACUUAGCGAAAGGAUUGGUAAUGAACUGGCGGCAGUAAAAAGUGAGAAGGAAAAAAGGGAGGAACUUUUAAUUUCCCUCUUGAUAGAAGAACGUAAAGCUAAGGAGGAUUUGAAGUACCGGCAGAAUAUUGAAAGAAAGAUUAGAGAACAAGGGGCAAUAAAAUCACAAUUAGAAGCUUAUCGGAAAGAAAUUGCUGCCCAAAAGCAGCUCAAACUGCAGGAAGAAGAGAAAAGAAUACGUGAGGAGUUUAUGCGUCAGAUGGCAGAGCAAGAUAAAUUAGAUCAAUUGUCAGACGAAAAGCGUCGUCGCAAAGUUAUGGAACACAAUAAAGCAUUGAGGGAAAUGAUUGAGUUGAGACGUAGCCAACGUGCUGAAGAAAUAGCCGAAAGAAUAAGUGAAUACGGAAGGUUGUUGAAAACGGAGCAAAGAAGGAAUCAAUGUAUAGAAGACGAACGCAUCCGUAUUUUGCAAUCGACUCCGAAAGAAUUGCUACGUUAUUUACCACCUGGAGUAAUAAAGCCUUCGGAUAGGGAGUUUUUAUCGCUACAACCGGAGUAGAAUUGAUUAUUAAAAUUCUUUCAAAUACGCUGGUUCUAAAAUGUAUACUGAUUGCAGCUUACAUAAAAUAUGACGAGUACAACAUUUGAUAUUGACUUUUGUAAAUAAAUAUUUUUAAAAAUUU